Pocillopora damicornis (cauliflower coral) is the source of this 1286-nucleotide messenger RNA. RefSeq lists its product as uncharacterized. Gene Ontology annotation, molecular function: protein binding. Gene Ontology annotation, cellular component: signaling receptor complex; plasma membrane. The record is from RefSeq and is a predicted model, not a curated record. Gene Ontology annotation, biological process: signal transduction. NCBI's taxonomy places the organism in Eukaryota, Metazoa, Cnidaria, Anthozoa, Scleractinia, Pocilloporidae.
AGACUGCAUACAAGGUCAUUUGCAAUGUGAUGGAAAAAACGAUUGUGGUGAUGGAUCCGAUGAGAGAGGAUGUGCUGCGCCCCAGUUGAGGCGGUCGUCUCCUCCAAGGCUCGUUGAACAAAUGAGAGAAAAGGAAGUCAAGCUGAUCUGUAACGUGAGCGAUGCUAAAAAUUACAUUUGGUAUAAGGAUGAGAGAAAGAUUCAUCUGCCCUCUGAUCGGUAUUUUGUAAAAUCACAUUGGUAUCUGCAAAUUACGGACGUUCUUAAAUCGGACAGUGGAACGUUUGUUUGCUUGGCUUCCAAUAGCUAUGGAAAAUUAAAUUGCACAGUGAGGUUGAUUGUUGAAGAUCCAACGGCUUCACCUACAAAUGUUUUAGGAGAUAAGGCUCGCGAUGCUCUUGUCCCUGGAAUCGUCUCGGCAGGCGUGCUAAUUACCGUAGCUGCUUUAUCUUUUAUCUGCUGGCGCCGUCGAUCCCGAUCCAAGGAGCCCGUGAAUAGUGCAAUUUCAAUGUCAGAACUUGAAUUUGAAUACGACGCGUUCGUUAUUUUCAGCUCCCAAGACUCGGAUUGGGUGACUAAAACUCUAAUUCUAACUUUGGAGGAAAAGCACGGUUUUAAAUGCUGUGUACACUACAGAGAUUUCGUUGUCGGAGUACCUUUUCGUGAAAAUAUGGUCAACAGUGUUUACAAGUCAAGAAAAACAAUAGCUGUGGUGUCUAAUAACUUUUUCAAUAGCAGUUAUUGCGGUUCUGAAAUGGAUUACGCCCUUCACCGACUCAUGGAAAGGAGAGAUAACAGUUUAGUCGUUAUCAAACUUGAUGAUGUGGACAGAGGAAAACUCCCAAAGGAGCUGCGAGAAAGGAGCUUCAUAGACCUUUCAAAGAAUGUUGAAAAGGAACACUGGGAAAGAAAAUUGGUUAAAUGUUUAACGAUCCCUUGCGAUUUGUCACAGGAACAGAUUUUGUAACAAACUUUUUGAUAAUUAGGUUUUAACUACUUUUGUAUGUGCGGUAACUAACUCGAAACGUGGCGCUGUAUAAGUAUAUAAAUAAUAUUUAUCAUUUGCACUGAAUAACCAAUUUACUUUGUGCUUUCCCUUCAAUUCCAUGUGCUUUCAAGUGAGACAUCGCUUGCCCACGCUGUAAGUGUUAUAAAGUAGUCUUGUAGCAAAACCGAAGAUAUUUGUAUUGAAACAGGAGAAAGCGACUGUAACUAAUGUGUUUAGAGAUCAGGAGGGCAAUAGGUCUUUUUCAUCGGGUAUCUACCUUUUUUAAGUGUAUUCGAAU